Oncorhynchus kisutch (coho salmon) is the source of this 3278-nucleotide messenger RNA. RefSeq names its product centriolar coiled-coil protein of 110 kDa-like. Lineage: Eukaryota; Metazoa; Chordata; Actinopteri; Salmoniformes; Salmonidae. The transcript has 8 exons. Gene Ontology annotation, cellular component: centriole. Bases 1120 to 2553 code for a protein of 477 amino acids. Gene Ontology annotation, biological process: negative regulation of centriole elongation; centriole replication; ciliary basal body organization. The record is from RefSeq and is a predicted model, not a curated record.
GUGGUGGCGGAGGGAAGGAAAACCCGGGACAGGGAUUGGAGAAAGGAUCAUCUGGGAAUGGGAGUCCAGUUUUCCGGACCGCCACCACUAGAGAUAUUCCCUAAGGAAGCGUGGGUUCAACGUGAGGAGGAGAAGGCGAGGUCUAGCAUUGUGGAAAGAAUGGGACUCGAAAAAGGAUGUCGUGAAGGAAUAUUGAAGGAAUUGGAGGGCUGGAAAUGGGCCUUCACAUUUGGUUGGUCUAGAAGGAGACACCCAAUCUCCUCCAGGAGUGGAGCUGAUUGAUGCUGGCUCGGCAGUCGAAGACAUCCAGCUACACCUCUCACCAGACGUCACAGCAGCACCGUCAACACUAAUGAGAACCUUCCACAUCCUAUCUCAGCCGAUGCCUCCAUAACCCAGAAAUCAUUCUACCUAGUCAGGGAGAAGAGCUCUACCCUGCCGAGGCCUUCCUCUCUGGGGGGGUAGUAGGUUCCAGACCGUCCCUACCCCCCAGUUUAGUAUGAGCCCUAUCCGCUGUAAGAGUAAAGGAGACAGUGGGGGAGGAGGGCGUGGCACCCCCAAGAGGCAGAUCCUGGUAAACACACCUUUGAAUGUAGACAACGAGGUAGGGUCAGUGACUGGGCAGGAAAAUGUUGCUUGGACCAAAGGCAUCUGCAUAGAGCACCCCUAGUGGCUGGGGGGGUGGUAUAUCACAAGGCUUUACUGCUCCUACAACUCCCCUAGUGGCUGGGGAUGGUACAACACCUAUGCGUAGGAGCUCAGACCAGGCAGAACAGAUAGCUCAGCUGGAGCUCAACCUGUCCAGCCUCAAAAUACUGAUCUCAGACCUGGAGUCCACACUAACAGAGACACCAGAGAGCCACCAGACACACACAACAGCCACACUGAUAAUAGUAGUAACCUUACCAUGGAGCCGCCACAUAAAUACAUGACUACCCAUACACCUGAGAGUCAGGCAGAGAGUAACCCUUACUGACAGUGAGAAAGGAAGAGGGGAUGGAGGUCAGAGGUCAGCUGGUAAGAUGACGGUGGUCCCCUGUAGAGUCCAGGGGUGUGACAGCGUACCUCCAUUGGUCAAGGAGGUGGAGAUCACUGUUACAACAGGUUACAAAAAACAAGAUGGUCGCCAGCAGCAGCCUCUUGCAGCGCGCCUCGUCACCUCCCUCACUCAGAAGAGGAGAGUUUCUGACGUGUUCCGGAAGGUUCCAUAUGAUGUCAUCAAGGUUCCGUCGGAAGUCAUCAAGGUUCGGAAUGACGUCGUCAAGAUUCCAGCAUCACACAAAACACCUUUCUCCGUCCUCUCAGACGCCAGUAACAACCAGCACCAGCCAAUGGAGUGGAAGAGUUAUCCGGAGGACCCCGCCCACUUCCAAUCCAUCAACCAAUCGUAUGACGUGGACACGCCCUCAUGGCUCUGGCUCCAGGGAGGGGUCAGGGUCAGAGGGGUCGUUGAAAGGUCAUGACCCCGCGGGGAAGCAGCUGACCCCUGAGAACGGAGGUGGUGGUCAGGGAGGGGCGUCAAGGGCCAAACGUAGACUGGUCAUGCACACGACAGAGGGGAACAGGGGAGGAGGACGAAGAGAGGUGAUGGACAGGCCUCCCUCCAGUACUCCUGAAGCUGCGGUGCAGUCACACAGUCAGGAGAGCCAGCAGCUGAAGCAGCUCCAGCUGACCCAUGCAGGCCAGGUCAGAGCCCUGAAGGAGGAGCAGAGGAGACAGCAGCAACAACUACUGCAGAUUCUGGCCGUACGUUACCAGCUACUCCAGAGUUUGUCCUUCCCUGUGUCCUCCUGCCCCACAUCCAGCGCAUGUCUAGGGGACAACACAACCUCCCUCCUCCCCCUCUCUUCCAUCCCCCUCUCCAUCCCUCUAUUCUCCCCCUCAGCAGGAUCCCUCCUUUCAGACCCAGACUCCCCCUCACGGUCUCCCAGGUGUCUGUCUGUGUGUUACGGUCCCCUGGUGGCAGCAGCAGUGAAGGGAUACCUAACCAGGAGGCUCCUACACACAGAGAGAGUGGGACAGCUGCUAUGUACCAUCAAGGACACGCAGCAGUUCCUACAGUCCUUCCAGCCCCAGAGCCCUGGGAGAGACAGCAGGCAAGACCUGGUGCUGCAGGAGAGAGUCACACUGCAGCUCCGCUCGGCGCGUUAUGAGGUCCAGGACAUCUUCUGUCUGUCAGCAGGAGACAGGAUGCAGAUCAUCAGCUGGGACAGACAGCUGGCCAGGGACAGAGAGAUGAGACGCAAGACUGGGGAAACGGGGUCGACCAGGGGGAAGACUUCUCUGUCAGCUGCUACACAGAAAGCCCUGGAGAGGAAGAGAGGAGUCAUGAUGAGGAAAGCGGCAGAGGGGCAGAGGGGGACUGGAGCUGGGGUUGUAGCUGGCCAGAAGGGCCCUCUGGCUGGGGCAGAGGGGACUGGAGCUGGGGUUGUAGCUGGCCAGAAGGGCCCUCUGGCUGGGGCAGAGGGGAACGUUGUGAAGCAGAUACGUGGGUCUUUUCGACCCAACCCUCAAAGGGUCCCCAAGACCACCCAGUCCCGCAGAUCUCGGUGAAGAAUGUCUACUUAUCAGGCUAGACUGGACCGGAACUGGGUCGUGUUCAUUUUGGCACAGUGUAGCAAAACGUUUUGCACAGGAGAACAAAAACGAGUGUUUCUUAUUGGACAAAUUCAGGGUCAUAUUCAUUAGUGAAAAUGUUUUGGAAAACGAAAACAAGCGUUUCUUAUUGGACAAGUUCAGGUAGUCCUUCCCUUGACCCAGGAAAUGAAUACUGUUGAUACCUAAAAAGAUAUACACACACAAUCCAUCUUACUUAACCCUAAAACAAUAGGCCCCUAUGGGCCCUGGUCAAAAGUAGUGCACUAUAAAGGGUUGCCAUUUGGGACGCUUCCAUAGUGUUUCUUGCUAACCAGUGGACAUCUGGAAAGUAUUGUAUUUUAACUUGAUUGUAUUCUACAAAGACACAACUCACUGCAUUCAAAUGCAUCUUAGCUACUACAUGCUGUAUGUGACAAUCUAUUCUUACCACAAGACCUCAGGACUUGUUUUUGGACACACUGUUUGUCAUAUGUUAGUUUUACACAUUUUAUACUAUUUAUAUUUCCUAUACCAAUUUGUGGUACGGUAUUGGGAUGGCAAUGCAACCAAAGCCCAGAAAACCCAAGUCUAUAUUUGAAGGUCUGUUCUGAGUGUUCAUCUUUCCUACUGUUUUUGUUCUAAAUUAUUUAGAAGUGUUUUUUAAUAAAGUUUUUUUAAAUAAAAAAUUUACUUGUCAGGUU